Molecule: messenger RNA, 1488 nt
Organism: Leucoraja erinaceus (little skate)
Lineage: Eukaryota; Metazoa; Chordata; Chondrichthyes; Rajiformes; Rajidae
Product: pro-adrenomedullin-like
Exons: 4
Coding region: 175-816 (213 amino acids)
Biological process (GO): adenylate cyclase-activating G protein-coupled receptor signaling pathway; regulation of systemic arterial blood pressure; adrenomedullin receptor signaling pathway
Cellular component (GO): extracellular region
Molecular function (GO): hormone activity; adrenomedullin receptor binding
Source: RefSeq, a predicted model, not a curated record
UCAGCGAAACAUCGUAUAUUUCACUAAGUCUGCGACGGUAGAUGCAAAUAUUGCAAGUAUUUUGUGAAGUUUCUGAAAUUAAACGAGGCGCAGGAUAACUUAACCGGCACCCAGCAGGUUGCACUCGCCGUGGUUUAUGUUUCACGUUCAGUAGAUCAGAAAGCGAUCUUUGUGAUGUCCAUUACCUUAGAAACAUUCCCCGAAAAGAAAAUUACUACAUUUAGAACGGCGGUUUCUUCUGAACGGAGAUUUUUCAUCUCGCAUGUUUGCGGCGUUGCUGACACGCAGCCAGAGGAUUUCACCAUGAGGUUGCUACAUGUCGCUCUUCUGCACUGCUGCUUCGUCUGUUCAGUCUUACUCAACACUGAUGCCAAAUUGGACCUAGCAUCGGAAUUUAAAAAAAGGUUGAACGCCUGGACUUUAAGCCGAGCGAAGAGAGACUUGAAAACUUCGAGCCUGAAGACCCAAGUGGUGGCAGCGAGUAACCAACAGUUUGUGAGGUCGGAAGACGUGAAGGAAAACCUAAACUUAAACGUCCUGUCCGGUUCAGAUGUGCAUAUCCGUAUGAAGCGCAACCGGCACGGGUUGUCACGUUUUCCACAAUUCCAGCUGAACCGACCCAGCUGCCAACUGGGGACAUGCCAGGUCCAGAAACUAAGCCACCGCUUAAACCAACUCCUCAACAACCCGGAGAAGGACGGCAUGGCUCGGUGGAGCACGUGGAGCCCCAAUAGCUACGGCAGGAAACGGCGGUCCGUGCGAUCCAAAAUAGCGCUGACGCUGCCUCGAGAACAAGACUCACUGGCAAGGACAUAAUGGGGUGUCCUCUGACAGGACACACAAACAUGCAGGACUACAACUGCAGAACUAUCGGCUAGAAUCAAUGACUUCACUUGGACAUAGGAGUUCCGAUGGCAAAUUCAGACUUCAUAACUUUACAAGCUGCCAAAUUUGCCAUAUUUUUGUUUGGCGAAAUUUCAGAGCGAAUUGAAUGGAAUAAAAGAGCGCCACCUCUCAGCAUACGUGUGGGAAUCAAAGGUUCACACCCUUCAUAGCGUCAAAUUCCAGCCCAUAAUCUGCAGACUGCAUUUAAACUGUUGUUUUUUUUUCUAUUUGGAUUACAGGGAGUCUAAAAUCCUGCUCGUAGAAAAAUGAUUGCAUCAUACUUGAAAGCACCUUCUAUUACAGAAAGUGCAAUUGAUGUUUUAAUGUAUGAAAUGCAUUGUAUAUAAAAUUGUUUAAACUAUUUAAAUGUAACAUUUUUUAAUUUCCUAUACCUGUACAUCUGGAAAUAUAAUUAUUUUUAUACGUGAUAACAAUGUAUAAGGGCAUUGCAGUAUCAACAAUCUUAGAAUCGUCUGUCCAUUACCUUGCAGAUGGACAUGGUCACUAAUUACCUGAUUUCUCGUGUACGUCCAGACAUUGUAUAUGUUGUACAAUUUAUUUUUAUCAUAAUUAUGGAAAACAAUAAAUAUCUGUCUUAAUGAA